Messenger RNA from Lentinula edodes (shiitake mushroom), 777 nucleotides. RefSeq lists its product as uncharacterized. The transcript has a single exon. NCBI's taxonomy places the organism in Eukaryota, Fungi, Basidiomycota, Agaricomycetes, Agaricales, Omphalotaceae. The record is from RefSeq and is a predicted model, not a curated record. The coding region runs from base 1 to 777 and encodes 258 amino acids.
AUGUCUACUGCGAGCCUUUUCACCGACUCAGAGGACUCCGACGUCGAGCUGUUGAACAAAAUCAACAUUAUGUCUCUCAUCGCCGAAUUCGACACCGCUCGUGCGACCCUCCUUGGUGUCCGCCCUGCGAAUACUCCAUUUCGCCAAUUGGAUCGAAAAGCAGUCGAAAAAUACAUAGAUCUGGUUCUUAGUGGUACUGGAGAGGAUGGACAGUAUACUCUGGACAUUCCAACGACUUUUCAUCAUGUACUAGAUGACCCCGAUGUGUCCGUUAUGCGCGAUAUCGAUUCUGCGUUGAUUUUCCGCGAGCACUUUCCUUGGACCAGCUCGUACGACAUCUUCACCACGUACGAGAACAAAAAGUCGGUUCAUGGCCAUCUGCAUGCUCAAGUCCGGUUCUUGGUAGGCGCAAUCUUUACAAUGUACUUGAAUCACAAAUUCACGCAUAGAUUAAAUCAGGAUAACGCAGGUACAGGAGAUCAUGAGUACCGCGACCCGGGAAACGAUCGUAAUGUUUUGUGGGGCGUUUGCGGCACAAACGGGGGUCGGAAUCGAAUCUAUCUGAUGCUUCCUGGAGCUACGGAGGAAGACAUGACUGACCUUCAUCCUCUAAUUUACGAGGCAACUUUGAACGCCGCGAAACUGCUAAAUGAAGAAGUGACUACCACAUGGAGCCCAACAUACGCCGCAGAAAUGGACCGCACUGCACGUUUCUCCCGCACACGGUUUCGUACUGAAUCUCGAAAAUCCAUAUCUGCCGAAACUGGCCGGGCCUAA